Messenger RNA from Sclerotinia borealis F-4128, 2193 nucleotides. The record is from the annotation of a GenBank genome assembly. Lineage: Eukaryota; Fungi; Ascomycota; Leotiomycetes; Helotiales; Sclerotiniaceae.
AUGCCUGUCGUUCGGUUCUUGCAAAAUCCUUUGAGGACAACUGCAGGCCUUGUUGCUUCUACUAGCACGACAACACGGAAGUUUAUACAAAACCAUUUGGCUACAUCUACGAUCACGACAACGGUCGCCCCAACAGCCACAGCUACAGUUAUCACUACAGCCAAGCAAUCUUCCUUCGCACCUAUCCAAACACUCACAACAUCCUUUGUUCAUAGAGGGCCCUCGAAUAUUCUACCCGCGAUUGCAGAUCCGAUACUCGCCAUUGCUAUGACUGAACCACCUACAAAUGUGCAUUCGAAUUUUCCCGAAUUCGGAAAUCUCAAAGUCACUCCAUAUCAGCUUAUGUAUAUCGUCGCAGUAUGCGUAUGUGUUGUGAUCUUGAUGAGUUUCUGCUGUUGCACAGACGAUAUCGCACGCUACGUAAGAUCCACUCGUAAUAAAAAUGCUGGCGCAACGGUGCAAGCGGCACCCAAAUGGCCGGGAGAUUUGCAACAUAUGGAUGGAGCAAACGACACAAGGAGUAGCAACAGAAGCUCUCGAGGCAAUUCUACUGUUCGCUCUUCCAUGCUUCAGCCUAAGAAAAGAAGUGAUGCGCUUGGUUCUCCUACAAUAUCUCAGAACCCCUUUACAAAGAUAACUAUCAAAACUUGUGAAGAAGGUCAUGAUUCUAUUAUCAUCGAUGAAAUCGAAUUACGGGAUCUUUCCUCGAAUCCUCCGGGCUGUGAUUUGUCAAACAACAAUCCUAACUUUGGUCAUGAAUACGUUACAACAAAUCCACGAGCCCAUGCUCGAAACGGAAACGUCAGCUUGCGUGGUGGUUCAGGCAUAGGAGAUAAUUAUAUGCGCACCGGGGCUAUCACUAGUUUCAAACAGACCGAGGAAAGGUGGAAGCCAACCUGGUCUGCCGCAAAGUCAUUAUUCAGUACCCGACGCAGACAAUCAGAGCCCAUCCAAGACGAAGCUAUUAGGUAUUCAGUGUCAGGUUGUCCCGAUGCGUCGGAUAGAACCUACCCAACACUUUACAAUCACGAUCGGUCUCACCAGCAGUCAACUACGGCUGCCUCCAAGCGUGCAAUGAGGAUGACUAAUACUUCUGCAACAACAUUCUCAUUCCCACUAAGCGAUGGGAGUGAUUCAGAAAUUCCACGGUUUCCCACCAUCAAUCGCAUCAAACAGAAACUCAAACCACUUAUCCAUUCCGUAUCGAGACAGUCUCUCAGAGAGAGGUUCUCCUCUAUAGAUCACAGCAGAGACCACAGUACCGAAGAGAUAGAUUCAGAUGAACUUGCAUAUAGCAACACAGUUAGAAAAGCACUCCGAAGAGCUCGUAGCUCUGCUUCUGUUCCAUUUGGUCUUUUCAAAUUACCCGACCCGGCAGUGGAUGAUCCAGAAUCUUCGGCCGCAGGACCCGUUUCGGUGUUGUCUAACUAUUCCGCAUCUGAGUAUUCUGAUAAUGCAUCGACAAAAACUAUGAGAGCUAGAUCUCCUGUUGGCAAAUUGCUUGGGGUCAGUAAUAGAAGAUCUGGAGCCGGAUCUGGCUCUGGAUCUAAAAUCAGGGAACCGCGACGGGUGACGGUACCGCUGGGUAGUUAUGAAGGUAUGGUUGAUGAUAUUGAUUUACUUGCUGAAAUCGAUUUGGGUGCUGUAAGAGCUUUUUCCAAUCUCACAGCUUAUGAGAGGGAGAGAGAAAGAGAAAUAAAACCAAUGUCUUCCACACCAGAUCUCGACGAUAAAGCCAGAGACAAGAACGAAGAUAAGCAGGAGGAUGAGGAUGAGGGUUACAUCGGGGAUCCGAGAGAUGAUGAGGCGAAUGAGGAAAUUCACGCUCCUAGCAGAUCGACCAAUAGCAGUCAGGAGGAAAAUAGUGGUGAAGUUACCGAAAAUAAGCAAGAACAAACAGACGCACUACCUCCUUCAUACAUAAGUUCUACUCGCAGCGGUCAUGUAAUCAGAUCCCGUAAACGAGACGAGCAAACGGCAAUGGCGAGCCAUUUCCAUGCGAGGAGGGCAAGGGUGGGAACGGAUAGUACGGAUGGGAUGGGAACUUUAGUGGCCGAAAAGAUGGAGAGAAGGAAAAGGAGCUUGGGAUUAUUGAUGAUUAGGGGAGUUACCAGUGGUGAUGGAGUUAGGGCAGAUGAUAGGAGGGGUGGGAAGGUAGAUUGGGUUACGAUAAAUCUGGGGGGUGAUGAUUAA